AUGGCGACAUUGGCUCAACUGGUAGGACUAAGUGACCAACUGCUUGCAGCAGUCAAGUCCCUCUGUACUCUUGAUUCCGGCGACGCCGAGUUCAUGAUCCAGAAUCCUGAUGCAGAUACAGAAAUCAACCAAGCCAAGGCAACCAUUUUUGCUAAUGCUGAGGCUAUCAAAACCCUUGUUCAGGUGCCAACCGACUUUCUCCAGAAGCUGGCCAGCCAGGUCGAGGUCCUUUCGUGCCUCUACUGGCUAGCUGAGUACCAGAUCUUGGCAUGCAUACCGCCCGAUCAGGACAUAUCGAUCAAGGAUCUUGCGGAGUUGACCGAAGUGCCCCGAGAACAGCUCUACCGUAUUAUCUGUAUGACGGCCACCUCUGGAUUCCUCCGAGUCAUAUCAUGCGAAAUGGUGGCCCACACACCACUUUCGGUACAAUUCAUGGCCAGCCAAUCUUUACUCGAUGCUGUUGUCUUCAUGGCUGAGACAGUGGCACCUACUGCUUUACAUAUGCCAUCAGCAGCAAGAGACCGUCCUAGGGAUUCCGCAUAUAACCUCGCCAAGAACGAUUCCAGCACAUUCAGCUUAGCCUAUCAAACGCAAAGAAAGCUUGGUCGACAAUGGGCCGCGUAUCUGCAGUACGCCGCUGGUUUGCACCAAGGGGACGAAGUAGUCAGCGUGCUUUCACAGCUGAACUGGUCCAAUCUUGGCGACGCCUGUAUCGUGGAGGUGGGCGCUGUAUCUACCACUAUCGCACAAUACCUCGUGAAGCAGUAUCCUAAGCUUCGUCUGGUCGUGCAGAUGCAGGUCACCUCGGGUUUCCCCCAACUACCUCUGCCACUCCAAGAAGGAGACGGUCAACAGCGCAUUACGGUAACGUACGGUGCCAGCAGCGCAGCACCUCAAACAAUCACAGACGCGGCGGCAUAUAUCCUCCAUCUCCCACCAAAAUCUGCCGAGGCCACCAGCGGUGGCACGAUCCGAACCUUGUUGCAGGCCUAUCUCAGCGUUCUCCGCAUCAGUGGCAGUGUUUUACUCAUUCCGACCAGCAGAUUCCUACCAGAGCCAGGAAGCUUCUCUGAUCCUGGAGCCGAGGCUGUUGCCCGCACCCGCGACCUCAGCAUGCUGCAGUUGUUUAAUGAAGGGGAGAUGGCGCUUGCUGACCUUUUACAGAUCAUAGCGACAGUGAGCGAUAGUAUGGGCAAACUCGUUGUUGCGAACGAACUCCACGCGUCAAAUGGGGCUGCACUAGCAGUCAUUAUUAAACAUGCAUUUCAUUAA
This is a messenger RNA of Talaromyces marneffei, 1272 nucleotides long. RefSeq lists its product as uncharacterized. NCBI's taxonomy places the organism in Eukaryota, Fungi, Ascomycota, Eurotiomycetes, Eurotiales, Trichocomaceae. The transcript is spliced from 3 exons. Gene Ontology annotation, molecular function: methyltransferase activity. The coding region runs from base 1 to 1272 and encodes 423 amino acids. The record is from RefSeq and is a predicted model, not a curated record.